UUUGGGAGCCGAAGUUUUGCACGUGAAGAUUUGGAUCAUGCUGAUCUAUGGGCUCAGUUGUCGGAAAGUGAAAAGAAAAUUAUGCGUGAAAUGAGCGAAGACAAGUCAAUUGCUGAAAACCUUAUCAACAGUUUAUUCCCAGACGUCUACGGAAACGAUGAGGUAAAGCUUGGGGUUCUUCUCAUGCUUUUUGGCGGAGUUCAAAAGCGAAGCACUGCCGAUGGGACCACACUGCGAGGUGAUAUCAACGUUUGCCUGAUCGGUGAUCCAAGUACAGCCAAAAGUCAAAUUCUAAAGACGGUGGAGCAUUUUUCGCCGAGAGCGGUUUAUACUUCUGGCAAAGCUUCCUCAGCGGCCGGUUUGACAGCAGCGGUUGUGAAGGAUGAAGAGUCAUUUGAGUUUGUUAUUGAAGCAGGCGCCCUGAUGCUCGCAGACAAUGGUGUUUGUUGCAUCGAUGAAUUUGAUAAGAUGGAUUUGAGGGAUCAGGUUGCGAUCCAUGAGGCAAUGGAGCAACAGACUAUUUCAAUCACAAAAGCUGGAGUUAAAGCGACGCUGAAUGCCCGUGCUUCAAUCUUGGCAGCAGCAAACCCGGUUGGUGGUCGUUAUGAUCGCUCACGGCCCUUAAAAAAUAAUAUUCAGCUGUCUGCGCCAAUCAUGUCCAGAUUUGAUCUCUUCUUCGUCCUAGUCGACGAAUGUAACGAGGUAAGCUUUUACUUUUGCCUAGAUUUGAAGAUUAGCGAUGCAGCUGGUAUGCUUCUUGUCAGUGAAUAUAAACGACUGCGUAUGAGCGACAGUAAUAAUUCGGCUACUUCAUCCUGGCGAAUAACGGUGCGGCAGCUGGAAUCGUUGAUACGUCUUUCUGAGGCACUUGCUCGACUUCAUUGUGAGAGUGAAGUGAGUUAA
Messenger RNA from Gongylonema pulchrum, 903 nucleotides. The record is from the annotation of a GenBank genome assembly. Lineage: Eukaryota; Metazoa; Nematoda; Chromadorea; Rhabditida; Gongylonematidae.